AAACCAUACAUUCAUUUUGGGCCACAUUUCACACCAAUUGGUGACCAAUUGAUGAAUGCGUUAAUUGUGUGCAAAUCGAGACAAUACACGACAACAUUGACACAAAUGGCCAAAACUUUGCAAACUCUAGUCUUUGACAACAAAGCCCUCCGACGGCUGCCGUUGGAUCCGAUUGAAGACAAUUACGUGCGGACUGUAGACAACGCCUGUUUCUCUCGGCUCAGACCGACUCCGCUGUCUAAUCCACGGCUCGUCUCGUAUUCAAAGUCUGCGCUAAAUCUGAUUGAUAUCGACGACGAAGAGGUGGCGAAACAUGAUUUCGUUGAAUACAUGUCGGGAAACAAACUGAUGGCCGGAUCGGAGACGGCCUCCCAUUGCUAUUGUGGCCAUCAAUUCGGGACAUUUGCGGGACAGUUAGGCGACGGCGCUGUCAUAUAUUUGGGCGAAAUAGUGAACAGUUGUGGCCAGAGAUGGGAACUGCAGCUGAAGGGCGCGGGUCUGACGCCAUACUCACGUGAGGCGGACGGACGCAAAGUGUUGCGGUCGAGUGUCAGAGAGUAUCUGUGCAGUGAAGCGAUGCACAGUUUGGGCGCUCCGACCACUCGGGCGGCCACUUGUAUCCUCUCCGAUGACAAAGUGGUUCGCGAUAUGUUUUAUACGGGAGAACCCACUCUUGAGAACUGUUCCGUUAUCUCAAGACUCGCCCCCACUUUCAUACGGUUUGGUUCGUUUGAAAUCUUUAAAACUGUGGAUCCAAUGACUGGUCGUCGGGGGCCGAGUGUUGGCCGUAAAGAUAUUCUGAUAUCGCUAACUGACUACACGAUUGAAACGUUUUUCCCCGACAUUCAUAACCAGAAGAAUAUAUCGAGUGUUGAGAAAUGCAAACUGUUUUACAAAGAAGUGGUGAAUCUGACGGCAAAAAUGGUUGCAUUUUGGCAGACCAUAGGCUUCUGUCACGGAGUGCUUAACACCGAUAACAUGAGUAUAUUGGGUCUGACCUUAGAUUACGGUCCGUUCGGGUUUAUGGACCGUUUCGAUUGGGAUCACGUGUGCAAUACCUCGGAUGACGGCGGCCGCUAUUCCUACGCCAAACAGCCAGAGAUCUGCAAAUGGAAUCUCUCGAAGUUCGCGGAAGCGCUUCAACCGAUUGUGCCAUUGAAUGAAACGAAAGAGAUUCUCGACAAUAAUUAUUACAACACUUAUAACACCGAAUACAGGGAUAAGAUGUUGAAGAAAAUGGGAUUAACUAUAAGUGUGGACAAGACUAGUAGAGACCUAUUAAGUGACGAAGAGUUGAUCCAAUCAUUUCUCAAUACAAUGGAGAAAACGGGCGCCGAUUUUACAAAUAGCUUUCGAGCGCUCAAUCUAUUAAUGAGUAGCGGUUUACCCGACCAUAAGCAGAGUAUCGAUCACUUAAAGACUGAACUCUUAUCGCAAUGCAGUUCUUUGGAGGAGAUAAUCGAUGCCAACGAAUCCAGUUUCGAUUCGCAAGAAUUUCAAUUAUUUCUCGUUUUAUUGCAAACAAAUCCACAGCUUUUGGAAAUGUUAGGCAAAGGACCCAAAGCUAUAGAACGGGUUUUGGCAAAGAUUGAGAAGACAAAGGAACUGAAGACAAUGAAUUCUGAACAGAAGCGAGAAGAAGACACAGAGCAGUGGGACAAGUGGUUAGAGAGUUAUAUUCUUCGUAUUGAACACGACGUGAAAGAGUUUGCCAACGAUUCGCAACGAUUGCAAGACUAUAACAAUACACGCAUUCAAACAAUGAACGAAAAUAACCCGAAAUAUGUUUUGCGAAACUAUUUGGCCAAAGAGGCGAUCGAAAAGGCAGACAAUGGAGACUUCAGUGGUGUUAAUAAUUUGCUAAAAGUGUUACAAAAUCCGUACAAUGAUUGCGCCGAUGAGACCGAUGGCGACAAACACUACUGCAAAAGACCUCCUCUUUGGGCAAACAAAUUGAAAGUUUCGUGUUCUUCAUAGGUCUUCAUAGGGCUAACUAUUUCUAUAACUUUGUCUACUUUUUAGAUAUAUUUCCACUCAUUUUAGUUUACUAUUAGUGCAGUGUUUAUAACAAUUUUCUUAUCAAAAUUUUAAUUAUGACAAUUUGAUUCUCACUUUUAUAUAUUAAUUCUAAUUCUAACUAAUAUUAUAUUUACUGAAAUGAAGUGAUUUAUAAGGAAACGACAUUUUAAUGAACGAAUUUGUUGUCUGAUUGUAAUUCUAAACCAUUUAAAAAUAAUUAUUAUAUAUUAUUGAGUGUUUGAUUGAAAGCGUAAAGUGAAUGGAAGUAAUGGAAGACAUUGUUAUGGUUUAUAUAAUGAUAUUUUAUACUACAAUACAAAGCCAUUUGUUGAGUGCAAUAAACGAUAAGCGAUUGAAAAGACAGCGAAAUGGAGUCGAAUCCAGACAUCGGUUAGCAAUUGAUUGAUAAAAAGUGCUGUAAAUUUGCUUCCCUUUUGUUGUAUAGAAAAAUGUAUGAAAAAAUGAAAUGAAUUUACAAAUAAUUAAAUCAAAAUUAUAUAUUUUUUAUAUAAA
Messenger RNA from Medioppia subpectinata, 2532 nucleotides. NCBI's taxonomy places the organism in Eukaryota, Metazoa, Arthropoda, Arachnida, Sarcoptiformes, Oppiidae. The record is from the annotation of a GenBank genome assembly.